This is a messenger RNA of Bombus huntii, 2793 nucleotides long. RefSeq names its product zinc finger MIZ domain-containing protein 1 (gene tna). The record is from RefSeq and is a predicted model, not a curated record. Gene Ontology annotation, molecular function: zinc ion binding; SUMO ligase activity. Lineage: Eukaryota; Metazoa; Arthropoda; Insecta; Hymenoptera; Apidae. Gene Ontology annotation, biological process: regulation of transcription by RNA polymerase II; protein sumoylation. The transcript is spliced from 10 exons. The coding region runs from base 1 to 2793 and encodes 930 amino acids.
AUGCUUACCAUCCCAGUUUUCGUCGAAACGCCUAUAUCACGCGACACAAGUUUGUCAUUUUCGUUGGAACUAGCUUCAAGAAAACCAUCAACAACGGCGGCGAUCGGCGUUGGGGUGCAGCCCGUGUUAUCAUCCGGCUAUCAUAACACGGUGCCACCCCAGAACGGGGGUGGUGGUUCGACAUUUAGUGCCGCGGCGAUGGUGGCAGCUGCCACCGCUACGGCCACCGCCACUGCUAGCGUGGUGGCCAUGCAGGACCGCCAAGACAUCCCCGCACAAUUUAACCAGAUGCAGGGCCAACAUGGAAUACCGCAUCAAACUUACAACGCAGGGUACGCCCAGAGAGGACCAAUGGCCGGAAUGGGGCCAGUCGGGAUGAGCAACUUUAAUAGCAUGGGCACGAUGAGCCCAAUGCACUCUAUGAAUUCCAUGAAUUCGAUGAACAGUAUGAAUGGCAUGAACUCGAUGAAUCCUAUGUCGAUGGGUGGUAUGAAUGGUAUGAAUGGUAUAAACGGAAUGACCCCCAUGAGCUCUAUGAGUAACAUGGGUAAUAUGGGCAUGAACAAUAUGAUGGGACCUAACAACAUGCAAAUGAACAAAAUGAGCAUGCAAGCUCAACCUCACCAAGGCUAUCCAAGGAGACUAGCGCCUUAUCCAAACCCCGCGAUGCAUAUGGCGCAAAAGAGGCAACAAGGCCCGUACGCGGGUCCUAACCCGGCUGCAAUGCAGCCAGCCUUCAGCGGCAUGUCGUCGUCACAGUAUCCGACCAAUUACCCUAGUGCAGCGAGGCCGAAUUUUCAACCUCAAUACCAACCUAUGCAGAGUAUGAAUCCGUCGGCUGCUGGCUUUGGGCCUAACUCUAUGAUACGGAGUAAUAACAUGAGGCAAACUGCGCCUUCAUACAACACCGCUAAUCAGGCUACUAGUAACCAAUAUUACGGUAGUAACGGUAUACCGGUUAGUAUGGGACCUACGACGGUUGGGAAUCAGUUCGUUGGUCAUCAACCAAACUCAGGAUACGCCGGUAGCGCGUCUUCGUAUGGUGCAACUGGUGCUGCAACCAGUCAAUAUCAACAAGAUGUUGCAUCAAUGAGAACGACAGGCGCGGGGAAUUUAAAUUACCAACACAGUCCUAUUCCCGGUAAUCCGACUCCGCCGUUGACACCAGCCACCAGUAUGCCUCCUUACAUCAGUCCGAAUCCGGAUAUUAAGCCUAAUUUCAACGAAAUGAAAUCACCGGUUAAUAUUCAGAAGGAUGAUGAGUUAAGAUUAACAUUCCCCGUGAGGGAUGGCAUUAUUCUUUCACCCUUCCGCUUAGAACAUAAUCUGGCUGUAAGCAAUCAUGUUUUCCAACUGAAAUCCACGGUACAUCAAACGUUGAUGUGGCGAUCUGAUCUGGAACUGCAACUCAAGUGUUUCCACCAUGAGGAUAGGCAAAUGAACACGAAUUGGCCAGCGAGCGUGCAAGUUUCUGUAAACGCUACGCCGUUAGUUAUUGAUCGUGGUGAGAAUAAAACAUCUCAUAAGCCUUUAUACCUGAAAGAUGUUUGUCAACCUGGAAGAAACACGAUACAAAUUACUGUAUCGGCAUGUUGUUGUUCUCAUUUGUUCGUGCUUCAAUUAGUUCAUCGACCAAGUGUGAGAAGCGUACUUCAUGGCUUGUUACGUAAAAGGCUACUAACGGCGGAGCAUUGUAUUACUAAAAUUAAACGGAAUUUCAAUAAUACUAUUUCAAAUAACGGUAUACAGUCGGAGAAAGAUGUCGUAGAACAAACAGCACUUAAGGUAUCCUUAAAAUGUCCUAUUACUUUUAAACGUAUUACACUGCCAGCUAGAGGACAUGACUGUAAACAUAUUCAGUGCUUUGAUUUGGAGUCAUACCUACAGCUAAAUUGUGAACGAGGAGCUUGGCGAUGUCCUGUAUGCUCAAAACCUGCACAAUUAGAAGGUUUAGAAGUUGAUCAAUAUAUGUGGGGCAUUUUGAACACUCUAAACACUGCAGAAGUGGAAGAAGUUACGAUAGAUUCGAUGGCGAAUUGGAAACCAGCAAAGAAUUUAACUGCUGGUAUUAAAUCUGAAGAAGAAAAUGAUUGUAAGAGAAUGACAAAGGCAAUGUCACCUGGAAGUAUGAACAUGCCUACUAUGAAUAAUUGGGAUAUGAAUCAAGCAAUGAGUCCAUACAUACCACCUGAUAUGAGUAGCAUCGUAAGCGGCUCUAUGAUGAAUAAUACACCAACCACGUACGGAAAUAAUAACAUCAAUCAUCGGAAUUCAUCGGGAGGAUCUUUCGAUAUUAAUUCCGGAGCGAAUACGAAUACCAAUAAUGAUUAUACUAAUGGAACUGGGCCUCUUUCGCACUUAAACGAAUCGGUGAACUCUUUAGAUCCUCUGAAUGCUAUGGAAAAAUCACUUAACGAUCAAAUGCCCCACACACCUCAUACACCUCAUACUCCUCACACACCACACACACCAGGUGGUGGAAACAGUGGUCCACCAAGUGUUCCUCCUGCAUCCCAAGAGUCCACUGGAAACCUCAACACAUCUGGUAAUACGAAUACAAACAUAACCAACGAUACUGCAGAUAUACCAUCAGAUUUAAAUUUUGACCCAGCUGCGGUGAUAGAUGGCGAGGGUACAGGUCAAGAAGCAUUGAAUCUCUUACCAGAUAAUGUUGUGGAUCCGAUGGAAUUACUUUCAUAUCUAGAUCCACCAGAUCUGAAUACCCCUCCCAGCAGCGGCGCUAGCAGUGGUAACCCCUCAUCAAGUGAUGAUAUAUUAGCACUUUUUGAAUAA